AUGCACAGGACAAAGUGCACAGAAAUGAUUAAUGGUGUUCUAGCACCAUACUUUCUGAAAAAGUUGGUUGCAGAUGUGGGUGACCAGCGUUUCAGCCUCCUCCUCGAUGAGUCCACUGAUAUAAGUGUUUCUAAAUACCUGGGGGUUGUGAUAAGGUACUUUAGUGACACCAAGCAGACAAUUGUCUCAACAUUUCUGGGGCUUGUUGAAUUGGAGGGAGGAGAUGCCAGAUCUAUAGCCCGUGCUGUUGUAGCUUUCCUCGAGAAGUGUGGUCUUAAAAAAGAGAAACUCCUGGGGAUAGGGACUGACAAUGCCUCUGUUAUGACAGGGAUUAACAAUGGGGUCCAUAAAUUCCUGAAGGAAGAGUAUGGCCUCAAAGAUCUGAUUCUUAUUCGCUGUGUAUGCCACUCUCUGCAGCUUGCUGUAAGUCAUGCUUCUAAUGACACCAUCCCCCGUAGUGUGGAAUACUUGGUACGAGAGACUUAUAACUGGUUUUCAGUGUCUCCAAAGCGCAGGGAGGCCUACAAGGCCAUAUAUGAGACCAUCAACUGUGGGGAAAAACCUUUACAGAUUACCAAGGUCUGUGCCACACGUUGGCUCUCCAUUGAACCUGCAGUUUCACGCAUUUUGGACCAGUGGGAGGAGCUUAGGCUGCAUUUCUCAGUUACCAAGUCCAGUGAACACUGCUACAUGGCUGAGGUUUUAUAUUCCAUGUAUAGUGAUCCUCAAAACAUUUUGUAUCUGACUUUUUUGAAGUCAGUGCUGGGUGAGGUACAGUUGGCCAUCAAGGCAUUUGAGGGAGAGCAAGUAGAUCCUCUUAAGCUACUUGACAGCUUGGUUAGCCUGAUCAAGUCUGUGAGCAGCAGGGUGCUGAAUCCACUUGCAAAUAUUGAUGUACUCAAAGGUCCAAUAGAUGGAUACAUCAGUCCCAAACCGUACCUUGGUUACCUUUUUGAGUCAAAGGCAGCUGAGCUCCACCUUUUGCCAGAGGAUGAAAAAAAUGUCCGAAAGCGGUGUGUAGCCUUCACCAUCUCUCUCACUAAUGAGUUGAGGGUGAGACUGCCGGACAAUAUCGAAGCAUUGCAGUACAUUACUGUUCACCAGAAGAGAUCAGAACCAGAGCCCAGCUGUGUGUCUAUAAAGAGUGACCAGUCCUUGGACUGUCCAGUUAAGUUUAAGAGUGACACGUCUAUAGAUGAUCCACAAAAUUUCAGUACUGUUCACCAGAAGAGAUCAGAACCAGAGCCCAGCUGUGUGUCUAUAAAGAGUGACGAGUCCUUGGAUUGUCCAGUUAAGUUAAAGAGUGACGACACAAGGCUUAACCAUGAGUUAAUCCUGCCACCCAGUGUGGUUGUACAAAAACCCACCUGUAAGAAAUAUGACCAGUCUAUGAAUCAACCACAGGACAGCACGUAUCCUGGUGUCAGCCAUGAAUUCCUCAACAGGUUUAAAUCAAAUCUGAUGAAGAAAUUCUUUUGUCUUAAUGAGGGAACAGCAAAACAGGGAAACCCAACUCUGCUGAAUGAGAUCUACACAGAGCUCUACAUCACAGAGAGUGAGAGUGGAGAGAUCAUCAAUGAGCAUGAGGUGAGACAGAUUGAGACACAAUCCAGGAGAGCAGCAACAGAGGAUACACCGAUUAAAUGCAAUGACAUCUUUAGACCUUUACCUGGACAAGACAAACACAUCAGAACUGUGCUGACAAAGGGAGUCGCUGGCAUUGGGAAAACGGUCUCUGUGCAGAAGUUCAUUCUGGACUGGGCUGAAGGGAAAGAGAAUCAGGAUGUCCAUCUCAUAUUUCCACUUCCUUUCAGAGAAAUCAAUUUGAUGAAAGAUAAAACACUCAGUCUUUCAGAUCUCCUGCAGUUUUUCUUCCCUGAAACUAAAGACAUGGAAAUGUCCAGUGACAAAUCUAAAGUACUGUUCAUCUUUGAUGGUCUAGAUGAGUGUCGAUAUUCGCUGGAUUUUCAGAGCAAUGUGAGGUUGUGUAAUAUAUCAGCCUCGGUGGACGUGUUGCUGAUGAACCUCAUUGUGGGGAAUCUGCUUCCCUCUGCUCUCAUCUGGAUCACCUCCAGACCAGCAGCAGCUGAUCUUAUCCCCUCCGAGUGUGUCCAUCAAGUGACAGAGGUACGAGGCUUCAAUGAGCCACAGAAGGAGGAGUACUUCAGGAAGAGGAUCAGUGAUCAGAGCCUGGCCAACAGGAUCAUCACACACCUGAAAUCGUCAAGGAGCCUCUACAUCAUGUGCCACAUUCCAGUGUUCUGCUGGAUCUCAGCCACUGUUCUAGAGAAGAUGUUGAGUGAAGAAGAGAUUGAAGAGAUUCCCAAGACUCUCACUCAAAUGGACACAUACUUCCUGAUCAUUCAGACCAACAUCAAACAUGAGAAGGACUAUGAGAAGAAUGUGACAGAUGAAGACAUGAUUCUCAAACUGGGUGAACUUGCUUUCCAGCAGCUUGUGAAAGGAAACCUGAUCUUCUAUGAGGAAGACCUGAGAGAGUGUGGCAUUGAUGUGACAGAAGCAUCAGUGUACUCAGGACUGUGCUCUCAGAUCUUCAGAGAGGAGUUUGGCUUGUAUCAGGGGAAAGUCUUCUGCUUUGUUCAUCUGAGCAUUCAGGAACAUCUAGCAGCUCUAUAUGCCCACCUCUCCUGUACAAGCAACAACAUAAAUGUUUUUGACCAAAUCACCAAACAGAGUUCGUUGUGUGUAGCUAAAAGCUGUUUUCAACUCACGAUUAAAAAUGUUUCAUUAUCUAAGCUCCAUUGGAGAGCUGUGAAUGAGGCUUUACAGAGUAAAAAUGGACAUCUGGACCUUUUCUUGCGGUUUCUUCUGGGUCUGUCAGUGAAGACUCAUCAGGUUCACCUACAACGACUAAUAAAAUGGUCAAGAAGUAGCAAUGAGAAAACUGACAGCAAUGAGGAAACUGACUGCAGUGAGAAAACGGUUAAGCACAUCAAGAAGAAGAUCAGGACCACUAACUCUCCAGAGAAAACCAUAAAUCUGUUUUACUGUCUAAAUGAACUGGGUGACCAUUCACUAGUGCAAGAAAUACAACAGUAUCUGGAAUCUGGAACAAUAAGUGAAGCCAAACUCUCUUCAUCUCAGUGGUCAGCUUUAGUUUUUGUGUUGUUAACGUCAGAGGAUGAGCUGAAUGAGUUUCGUCUUGAUAAAUUUGUUAAAGGAAAGAAUACACAUGAAAAUAUGAAAGUUCUUCAGAAGCUGCUGCCUGUGAUUAUAGAAUCCAGAUCAGGUCAGUUGAAUAAUUGUGGCAUCACUGAUGAAACUUGUGCUGCUCUGGCCUCUGCUCUGAGAUCAAACCCCUCACACUUGAGAAAUCUGAAUAUGUCUGAAAAUAAACUAGGAAAGUCAGUGACUCUGCUUUUUGCUGUACUGGAGGAUCCACACUGUAAAUUGGAGAUACUGUGGUUGAUGAAUUGUGGCAUCACAGAUGAAGGUUUUUCUGUUCUGGCUUCAGCUCUGAGAUCAAACCCCUCACACCUGAGAGAACUGAAGGUGUCUGGGAAUGAGCUAGGAGAUUCUAGUAUGAAUUAUCUAUCUGAUCUGAAGGAUGAUCCAAAUUAUAAACUGGAGACUUUAUCCUAAUGCGAGUAUAUUUUUACUUAAAGUUUUUUAAAUGACCCAAGUCCAGUAACAGACCUCCCUUGUGUGUAAUUGGAGAAUAUAAUAGCUCUGUUUUAGUCUCUGUACUUGAAACUGUAACUUCAGAGUUUAAAGGGAUAGUUCACCAA
Messenger RNA from Carassius auratus (goldfish), 3749 nucleotides. RefSeq names its product protein NLRC3-like. The transcript is spliced from 7 exons. Bases 1 to 3603 code for a protein of 1200 amino acids. Lineage: Eukaryota; Metazoa; Chordata; Actinopteri; Cypriniformes; Cyprinidae. Gene Ontology annotation, molecular function: protein binding. The record is from RefSeq and is a predicted model, not a curated record.